AUGUCCACCGUGAACCCGUCCUUUCAGGAGGCCAUCAAGGUCACCCCACAAGGUCCCAACAAAUACAGCGCCUUCCUCCGACCAGAAUGGUGCAUUGGAACCGUCCCACACGGAGGCUACACAACAGCCGUAAUCUACCAACUAACUCUAACGCACUUCGCAUACGCCCACCCAAAGCAACACAAAUGCGCCGCGUCCCCAAUCUCAAUUCAACUGUCCUUCCUGCGACGCACUGCCUCAGGUCCCGCAACUUUCGAAGUUGAAGACGUCAAGAUUGGCGCCCGCACAAGCACAAUCCACGUCAAGCUAUUCCAAGCCUCGGAAAAGAAACCUGGCCAGUUGGACAUCAUGGUCGCUGGCUAUGUCACCGUCAGCCCAUCGGAGGCCGAGGUCGGCAUUAGCGCAAACACAGGGUGGAAGCCUCACCCAGCUCCGGUGGCGGGGUCGCGAGCGGACGGGUCCGUUGAUCUGACGGCGCUGGGUCGAACAGGCACAGACGGCGCUUGGAGGAAGCUCGAGGCGCCUUUUACGGCGUUCCGUAAGGCUGCGGCGCAGAUCGAGCUGUUUGGUCCUGGUGAUGUUGAGACGCAGCAGAAGCGCUCUGAGAACAUGCUGAUCGAUCAGUGGGCUAGGUUCCGCCCGGGGGGUGAUGUGAGCGGGCGCUGGACGGAGGCUGCGGUAGCGUAUCUUAUCGAUAUGUUUCCCAUGAUGUUGGAUGGGUUCGAUGCUAUGUCUGCCACUGCUACGGCGAAGGAGCGUGGGACUUCGCUUGCCGAAGAGAAGGCAAAGUUUUGGUAUCCCACUGUUACGCUCAAUGUGGAUAUUAAGAAGCACCUUCCUGCCGAGGGAGUCGAGUGGCUUUAUAGUCGGAUCGAGACUAAGGUUGUUAGGGAUGGGCGUACGGAUAUAGAGGUUACGGUUCUUGAUGAGGAUGGGGAAGUUAUCGCAAUAGCCCACAAAACCAAGUCCAUUCUUCCAGUCUAUGUGCUUCAACAGGUCAAACGGCGGGGCUGGGGUCUUAUGAGAUGGCCCCAAGAAGAUGAGCCGCUUGGUGCGAAACUAGCGGAUCUUCACAAUCUUAAUGGAUUUGACGUUGCAACACCCUUCCUGGAAAAUCACAACUCACGUGUUACGGUUAAGGAUGCCUAUGCGCAAUGGGUUUCCGUCCGUGUCGCGCUCCUUUCGCCGCCGCCACCCCCUGGUACCGAGUACGAAUCUGAGUGGGAUGCGCUUGUUGCUGAGAGUACACAAUCUCAUCGAUUGCGUAUUAUGGAGGAGUCGGUCCGUUCCUGGUACUCGAGAUUAACCUACUAUCUCUAA
Molecule: messenger RNA, 1320 nt
Organism: Penicillium digitatum Pd1
Lineage: Eukaryota; Fungi; Ascomycota; Eurotiomycetes; Eurotiales; Aspergillaceae
Source: RefSeq, a predicted model, not a curated record